Molecule: messenger RNA, 3120 nt
Organism: Malus domestica (apple)
Lineage: Eukaryota; Viridiplantae; Streptophyta; Magnoliopsida; Rosales; Rosaceae
Source: RefSeq, a predicted model, not a curated record
CCCAAACUAUUUGGGUUUUCACUGCUCGGACGAUUUCAGUCCGGCGAAAUAAUGCCAAUUCGGGCACACUCUUCCCCAGCUCCGGUACGACUGCCACCGAGGCUAGUUUCGGAAGUCCACCGUCUUCAGUUGAACUUUUCGCUGUCCCGGUGAUGAAUAUGCGAGCAAAUCGUUGUCAUGGAGCUUCCUAGUUGAUGUGAUUACCACAGUUAUUCUGUGGCUAACUUUGAUGGACUCAAAAGCAGUUUUGAUUCUCACUUUGUGAUUGAAGAAAUACCAAGCAAGCGAGACAUGGCAUCAAACCAUGAACUUGAAGUGAUUCAGUGCACGACGAAAAUAAAAGCACAAGUUCCAUUGAGUUCAUCAGGUUGUGCUACCCCCUUUUACUCACAUCCCAACAUUAUAACAAUCGUUUACUCACAUUCCUAACAUUACAACCUCUAACCCUCUAGCUAGAAAAAAAACUUUAUAUAAAAUUUUAAAUAUAACAAUUUAAGAGGGGAAGUUCUGGGUUUGGUAUUUCAGGAGGAGGUCUUAAUUUGCAGUCUUUGACUUCAAUUUGUUUCGGAUGGCGAUUCUGGUACUUGUCAUACGAGGCAUUGUCGGGCUCGGUUGCAGAGAGAGGAAAUCAUCCCUGGAGAUAGCAGUCCCUCUACUUCAUUUUAUAACAUUUAUAGGCUAAUGCUGACGGGCCAAUCCACCUCCACCAGUUGUUCUUGGGAUGCUGGAUUUAGAGAGAUAAAAAGUGUGAGUCUUGAGAGUGAGGGAGGGUGAGUCUUGAGAGUGAGGGAGGCAAAGGAGCGAGAAAAUGUGGUUUGACAGAAGGCAAUGACUGUAUGAGUUUGCCUUGGUUUUCCAUGGUGUUCUGUGCAAGAAAAGGAUGGAGGAGUAUGGCUCCACAUAUGUCCAUACAGUCAGACUCUCGUAGCCCAAGUCUACCACAUUUGAACUAAGAGAGGAGCCGAAAAUGUCACUCUCCUCUCUGUGUCUCUCUAACUCUUCUCUCUGAUUCUGUUCUUUUACACACUGGUCGGAUGGCUAUUCCGAAACCACCAGCCUCCGGCUACUUGUCAUUCGCUCCUCACCUUGUUAAACUUUCCAUAACACUUCCAGUAUACUCUCUCGUUCACCCCAAUUUUCUCUAUCUGGCACUCCUCCUCAGCCUUUUCUUUAAUUUCUUUCGUCUUGCUUCCUUUCCCUCACGUGCUUUUCCCCACUUCUUUGCACCCCUUGCGUGUUCCUCUUGCUUUGUCCACACAUGUGCUCUCUCCACUGGCAGCAUCCCAAGUUUACCAAAUUGCCCAUGGCCUGGAGCUUAUACAACCCCACCCUCAUGCUCACUCACACACACCAACAUAAAACCAUCCCCUACCUUCUCUGAAGACCAACCCUCGCUAUCAACAAGCACUCUGUGUUCAUAGACAAUGGAGAACUUCAACCCACCAUCUAUCCCCUCUACAACCACCAUAACCUCUGCUCACAAGACAAAUAACUCACAGUCCACUUGUGAACCAGUGAGUUGUUUGCCUUCAACUACUUGUAGUCCUUCGGCCACUCAGUACAGGUAUUACCCGGCACAGUAUCUAGCACCAAAUCCAGGCCUGCAAUUCCUGCAUGCAAAUAAUCAAUACCCGUACCGUCAGGCCGGUCUCCAUAUGUAUCCAUUCCUGGUCAGUGCCCAACCGAAUAUGGUUCUUUCCAGAGAACAGGCCAGCCGAGACCAAUCAGGAUGGAUAUUGGAUGCACUUAUGUCCAAGUCUGCAAGAAAUGAGAGAAAGAUGGCGAGACAGAGGAGUCUCAGUUUGAGCAGAAACGCAGCCAACGCUGCAGUUUCCUGUACUUGUUCUCCCCCACUGAGCAGGCAUCCUCCAUUUCAUGGGAAUGAUGGUGAUGAUGAUACUCGUGGAAUCAUUUCCACGUCAUCAUCUGGAAAUGGUGCUGAUUUGCAGAACACCAAAGAACAGCUCUACUCGUUCUGCACGCCGGAUAACAAGAAAUUGAGACCGCUUUUUAAGAAGGAGUUAAAGAAUAGUGAUGUUGGACCUUUGGGUAGGAUUAUACUACCAAAGAAAGAAGCGGAAAAUAACCUUCCAAUGCUCUCCGACAGAGAAGGCAUCCAGCUGACUGUCAGAGAUGUACAUUCCAACCGGCAUUGGGAAUUCAAAUACAAGUUCUGGUCAAAUAACAGAAGCAGAAUGUAUGUGUUCGAAUAUACUGGCGCUUUUGUUAGGAAAAAAAAGCUGCAGGCGGGAGAUUGCAUUUAUCUUUAUGAGGAUGAAUGCAAGAACCUCUACAUCUCCGUAGAAAAGGUGCAAAGACCAGUACAUGUAGCUGAGCCCUCCUCUUCUAAACAGCGUAAUACUACAACUAACCCUACAGAUCAAACCAUCAAGAUCGUCCCCAACAUCAACACUAGCCUCAAGGCCAACACCACCGACAACAACAAAACUAACACCAACACCAACACCAACGCCAAAACUCCCAACACCGAUGCCAAAACCCUUGGAAGUAACCCCUAUGUGGCCUCAAACUUAUCUUCACCUUCACCCUAUACCUAUGUAGCUGGCAACAAAGAAGACGAAUUAUCUCUAGAACAACUUGUGGAACAACUUAAGCAAGAUCAAGAAACUAACAUCUUUGCGGAUGCUUUGUCUAUGGUCUCUAGAGACUAUAGGGAACAUGAGGAAGCUACUGCUUUGUCCAACAUCGCUGCUAGCCAUAUUGAAACAUCUACCCAGCCACCAUCCACAUUGGCUGUAGGAAUCGAUCCUUCAUCGUCAUCAUCAUCAUCACAGACUAGAGCAACAAUGAGGAUGGUAGAUGACGAUCACUUUGAUCUCGAUGACUGCUACAAAGGCCUUGGGAUGCUCCCAGAAGUCAACCGCUACAAAUACAUAUGACUAUCGUCUUUUUUAUCACAACGGGACGAGGCCACAGCGGACAAUGACAUGCCUUAGCCGGGGAUCAGCAAGGACCGUAUGCAUAAAAAUGUGACUGCGUGGUUGAGUACUUUUUUCUGGCAUAUAUAGGAAAAGCAAAUUAUUUAUGUCAUGUUAAUUUUUACAUUCUGAUGUCUAUAUUCUCAAAUGGAAUAAUAUUAAAGUAUUUUUGUACUUUUAA